AUGAAAAAGAGACUGGUAAAGGCCACAUCGUCUAAUUCGGGCACGAAGAGUGAAGCCCAGCUGGAAUAUCCGGAGCUUGAAGUUUUGCCCACCAAGGACGGCUACAAGGAUCUUGAGGCAAUCCAGAAGAGCGUUGCGACGUUGAAGGCCAGCGAACGCGCGAAGAUGGCAACCAACCCGGCCCUUGCCAUAGCCGAGUUCGAGAAUCAUUCCCAACAAUCGUUGACCGAGACGCUGCCUGCGCAGUUACAAGAGGCUAAGCACGCCAGACACGAAUUUGCCGGCAAAACAGCCGUCAAUUCCACAGACGGUGUCGUUGAGGGCGAGUUGACCCAUGUACAUGGUAUCGAAAAACCCUCAACUCGUCCCGUCACGCCGGCUAAUAUAAUCGCUCUUCCUGCCGGAGAUUCGACUGCUGCCACAGCAACGGAGAACUGGGUAACCCCAGUUAGUCGUUUGACUCGCAGCCCCGGAGGUGAUGAUAACAGCACCGCUUCUGUGGAGGAUGCUCAGCUUAUAGGGAUAACCAGCAACAAUGGCGUUACUCACGAGAGCAACACCGAAAGAUUUCACCGACGUCCAGAAGUCAGCAGCGAUGCAAAUUAG
Molecule: messenger RNA, 606 nt
Organism: Colletotrichum destructivum
Lineage: Eukaryota; Fungi; Ascomycota; Sordariomycetes; Glomerellales; Glomerellaceae
Exons: 2
Coding region: 1-606 (201 amino acids)
Source: RefSeq, a predicted model, not a curated record